Lampris incognitus (smalleye Pacific opah) is the source of this 1680-nucleotide messenger RNA. It is a transcript of the gene grk1b, whose product is annotated as G protein-coupled receptor kinase 1 b. The transcript is spliced from 7 exons. Lineage: Eukaryota; Metazoa; Chordata; Actinopteri; Lampriformes; Lampridae. Gene Ontology annotation, cellular component: cytoplasm. Gene Ontology annotation, biological process: protein phosphorylation; regulation of signal transduction; signal transduction. The record is from RefSeq and is a predicted model, not a curated record. Bases 1 to 1680 code for a protein of 559 amino acids. Gene Ontology annotation, molecular function: ATP binding; G protein-coupled receptor kinase activity.
AUGGACAUCGGUGGUUUGGAGACAGUGGUGGCAAACUCUGCCUAUGUGUCGGCUCGUGGUAGUAUCGAUGGAGCCUCUGCGGCUACUUUACGUGACAAGAAGAUGCGCGCCAAGCUGGCUCUCCCACACAUCAGGAAUUGUGAGCAUAUGAAGGCGACUGUGGACUCCACCUUUGACAGCAUGUGUGUUAAGCAGCCCAUUGGCCAGCGCCUGUUCCAGCAAUAUCUGGAGAGCGAACCAAGCCAUAAGAAUGCCGCACAGCUGUGGAAAGACAUAGAAGACUACAACACCUCCCAGGAGAAGGACAGGGUGCAGAAGGCCCAAAGGAUAAUCAAUAAGUACUAUGAGUCAGCAUCCAAGACUUUCUGCAACUUUUUGGAGGAGAAGGCAGUCACCCGAGUUAAGGAAGACCAUAAGAAUGUCCGUGGUGACCUUUUUAAAGAAAGUGAGCAGCAGUUGCUCGCACAUUUGAAGAUCAAGGCCCUGGAUGGCUUCAAGAACAGCAUGUACUUUCUGCGCUAUGUGCAGUUCAAAUGGCUAGAGAGCCAGCCUGUGAACGAAGAAUGGUUCAUGGACUUCAGAGUGCUUGGCAAAGGAGGUUUUGGAGAGGUACAUGCUUGUCAGGCUAAAGCAACAGGCAAGAUGUAUGCCAAUAAGAAGCUUGACAAGAAGAGGCUGAAGAAGCGCAAAGGUUAUGAGGGAGCAAUUGUGGAGAAGCGUAUCCUGGCAAAAGUUCACAGUCGCUUCAUUGUGACACUGGCAUACGCCUUCCAGACCAAGACUGAUCUCUGCCUGGUUAUGACCAUCAUGAACGGAGGAGACCUCAGGUAUCACCUUUAUAACGUGGAUGAAAAAAACCCUGGUUUCAAUCAGACGAGAGCGUGCUUCUACACCGCUCAAAUCAUCUGUGGCCUGGAGCAUCUCCACCAGCACAGGAUCAUCUACAGGGACCUGAAGCCUGAGAAUGUACUGUUGGAUGACGCAGGGCAUGUCCGGCUCUCAGAUUUGGGUCUUGCUGUGGAGCUUCCACCAGGAAAAGACAAAACUACUGGAUAUGCAGGAACUCCAGGCUUCAUGGCUCCAGAGCUACUACAGAAAAAGGAGUAUGACUACUCGGUGGACUACUUUACCCUGGGGGUAACUCUAUAUGAGAUGAUCGCAGCCAAAGGACCCUUCAGAGUUCGCGGAGAGAAGGUUGAGCACACUGAGGUGAGUCGCAGAAUCUUGAAUGAUCCAGUUUCAUAUCCAGACACCUUCGGCAAAGAUUGUAAGGCUAUGUGUGAAGCCCUGUUGGAGAAGGACCCAGCAAAACGCCUUGGGCUCAAAAACAACAACUGCACGGAGCUCAAGAAUCAGCCUUUCUUCAAAGAGCUCAACUGGGGCCGUCUUGAAGCAGGCAUGGUGGACCCUCCAUUUGUCCCCGACCCGAAGAUGGUCUACGCCAAAGACAUUGAUGAUGUGGGGGCAUUCAGCACCAUUAAGGGUGUAGUCCUGGAUGCCAAGGACACAGAAUUCUACGAUGACUUUGCUUCCGGAAACGUCCCUAUCCCCUGGCAGGAGGAGAUGGUUGAGACAGGUGUAUAUGGAGAGCUGAAUAUUUGGGGGGAGAAUGGAAAACUGCCAGGUGACCUUGACCCUAACUUUGUGGAGGCCAAAGGUGGAGGUUGUAUUUUACUUUGA